AUGAAGUUUCUACUGGCAUCCCUACUGGCAUCUGUUGCAUCAGCAUUUACCGUAACCGGGACCUUCGCACCCUCCCCUCACCUCCCGAAUCCUGCUCUCCUACCCCCCACAACCUCACUUACACUCACCACCUCCGGCACCACCGCGCGCACCCUCAUCUCAACAUCUAACGGCUUUACUUUCCACAACAUCUCGGCAGGAUCCUAUCUUCUCGAUGUCGCCUGUCCAUCUCACCAUUUUGCGCCUCUUAGAGUCGAUGUUGCUGGUAACGGUGAUGUGAGCGUACACACCACGUUCCGCGGGAACGAGUGGAGCAAUCUAGGGGAGGCACGGCCGUACCCAGUGAUGCUACAUGCGAUCAAGACGGCAGACUACUAUGUAGUCCGUGAAGGCUUCAAUCCAACCAAACUUCUCGCCAACCCAAUGAUCCUCGUCGCCAUUGUAUCACUCGUGGCGAUUGUCGGCCUCCCAAAAUUGGUUGACAAGAUGGACCCUGAACUCAAGGCCGAGUUCGAAGAGUCGCAGAAGAAGGUUGGCGCGGCGCAGGCGAACCCAUUGGGCGGGUUCGAUGUUGCUUCGUUCUUGGCUGGGACAUCAAAGCCCGCAACACCAGAGGUGAAGCAGAGUGGGAAAGGGAGAAAGAAUUAG
This is a messenger RNA of Morchella importuna, 648 nucleotides long. RefSeq lists its product as uncharacterized. NCBI's taxonomy places the organism in Eukaryota, Fungi, Ascomycota, Pezizomycetes, Pezizales, Morchellaceae. The record is from RefSeq and is a predicted model, not a curated record. The coding region runs from base 1 to 648 and encodes 215 amino acids. Gene Ontology annotation, cellular component: EMC complex. The transcript is spliced from 2 exons.